This is a messenger RNA of Amaranthus tricolor (Joseph's coat), 2273 nucleotides long. Its product is annotated as serine/threonine-protein kinase PBL34-like. Gene Ontology annotation, biological process: protein phosphorylation. Lineage: Eukaryota; Viridiplantae; Streptophyta; Magnoliopsida; Caryophyllales; Amaranthaceae. The record is from RefSeq and is a predicted model, not a curated record. Bases 224 to 1525 code for a protein of 433 amino acids. The transcript has 6 exons. Gene Ontology annotation, molecular function: protein kinase activity; ATP binding.
AACUAACAAUUUUCUCUCUUUUUCUCUCUCUCACAUUGCACCUAACAAUUAACUCUCUCUUUCACUCCCCUCAAAAACCUCAACCUUUCCCAAUCCCUCUCAUGCUCAACAAUCAUAAUGGUACAUAAUAUUAAAUUUUAAAGAAUAAAAGAAUAAAAACAGAAGAAAGUAAAUAAAGAAGUGAAAGUUAGAGAACCAAAAAAGAAGGAAUAGCUUAUUAUCAAUGGAGAACAACCAAAAAAAUUGUGGUUGCUGGUCUGUUUUGCGCAGAAAUGUUACCACUGCCUGUAAACCUUCUUCUUCCAAAAAUUCUGCUAAUUCUAGCCUUGUUUAUGAUGCAGCUGCUGAAACUAGGUACUUGAAUGCUAGCAAUAGAGAAAUGUGUGUACCAAAUGAUGAUGCUCAAAUUCCCUCUGUACCACCUGAUCCACCACCUUCAGAAACCAAAUCCCAGCAUCCCCAACUCCUAGUCUUCACUUUUCAUGAAUUAAAAUCUGCCACCGGGAACUUUAGGCCCGAUAGCAUACUCGGGGAGGGCGGUUUUGGGUAUGUCUUUAAGGGAUGGAUUGAAGAAAAUAGCACCUCACCUGCAAAACCCGGGACUGGAGUUACUGUUGCUGUUAAAAGUUUGAAGCCUGAUGGUCUCCAAGGCCACAGGGAAUGGGUGGCUGAAGUUGACUUUCUUGGGCAACUUCAUCAUCCAAAUCUUGUUAAGCUUAUUGGGUAUUGUAGUGAAGAUGAUCAAAGACUUCUUGUGUAUGAAUUCAUGACUCGGGGAAGUCUCGAAAACCAUCUAUUUCGUAGAACUAUGCCUCUUUCAUGGCCCAGUCGAAUGAAGAUAGCUCUUGGUGCGGCGAAAGGAUUGGCUUUUCUACAUGGAAAUCAUGAGCCUGUCAUUUACAGAGAUUUUAAGACGUCGAAUAUUUUGCUAGAUUUGGAGUUCAAUGCAAAGCUUUCAGAUUUUGGUCUUGCCAAAGCUGGACCUCAAGGGGACAAAACCCAUGUUUCUACUAGAGUUGUAGGUACAUAUGGUUAUGCUGCUCCGGAAUACGUAAUGACAGGACAUUUGACGUCUAAGAGCGAUGUUUACAGCUUUGGUGUUGUGCUACUUGAGAUCCUAACAGGGAGGAGAUCCAUGGACAAGAAACGCCCUAGUGGUGAACAAAACCUUGUCACUUGGGCUCGACCAUACCUGGCCGACAAGCGAAAGCUAUAUCAAAUAGUCGAUCCUCGUUUGGAGCUCAACUAUUCAAUUAAAGGUGUGCAAAAGGUAUGCCAAUUGGCUUAUGGCUGCCUUAACCGAGACCCCAAAUUACGUCCUUCGAUGGAUGAAAUUGUGAAGGUCCUGAACCCAUUACUUGAUCUCAACGAUAUGGCAAUUAUAUCAUAUCAGUCACGGUUAUCUCAACCAGGGAGGCGAAGGAAGAAAUCCGAUGGCCAUGUCCUUAAUAUGCCCUCUCAUCCCCUUCAGAUUAGGAACAUUAGGAACUCUCCCUUGAAUAGCGGUAAGCAUCACCCUUGCUAAUAUCUCAUUGGAAUUUGAUCAUUUAUUCAUUCGAGUUAUUCUUAGAGCUCGAAGUAUUGUGUUGUCGGGAGAUUCUUCAAAAGCGUGAAGUUUAUGCGAUUGGAUGUAAUAUAGAUUGAAGUGGAGUUGAUCACGUCUAAUGAUGCUUCAUUGAUUCCUGACCCAUUCCGAUCUUCUCCUUUUCGAUUCUUCUUUUGGUUGUUAGAUGUAAUUGUAGCAUCUUCUAAAGAAUUGUAUUGAUUAUUAUGUGUGCUAGCUUAUAGCCAUUGCUCCAACUCUUGAGCUUGGGGAUGAAUGAGCGUUUUGAUGGCUUUACUCAUCUGUAUGAGUGAGAUCUAAAUGAAGUUUGAAUGUUCUUAAUUAGUGCUAAGUUUUGCAGUUGCAUACAAAGUAGAGAUUUGCUAGUUGUAUCUAGUGCUUGUUUGGUACCAAUUGGAAUCAUUCUCACUUCUUUUGGAAUGUGCUUCUCCGUGUUAUAAUUUAUAAACGUGCAUAUGAUUAAUGCAAACGGAGAGAAGGAAAAGGAAAGGAAGUGAAAAGGAAAUUACUAGUUUUUUUUUGAGUUUGCUCCAUAAUGUUAAAAAAUUCUUCUAUAUUUGAGUUUUAUAAUGCAAACUUAAAGGGAUAUAUAGACUAUUUCUUAUUUGCUGACGAAGGUUGGGAAAGGAGAGGAAAGAAAAAAAGAAAUAUAUCUUAUUUCUCUUAAAUUUUUUAUUUUUAGAGAAAUUUGAUUAUCAAUAAAAUUAGG